Molecule: messenger RNA, 5805 nt
Organism: Portunus trituberculatus (swimming crab)
Lineage: Eukaryota; Metazoa; Arthropoda; Malacostraca; Decapoda; Portunidae
Gene: corn
Product: myosin heavy chain, non-muscle-like
Source: RefSeq, a predicted model, not a curated record
GAAUACUCAGUCUAUACCGGGAUCUUGACGCGUGUGGUGUACCGCUCUUUCCACCAAUUGUACAGUGAGGUGUGUUUUUAUUUACUGGCUGCACUGUACGGCAUAUACUUUAGUACACGGAGGAUAAGACGCACUCAAGGACUACACUGUAAGAGACUUGGCCAACAAUUCACAAGGAACUAAAAUUGCACCAACGACGCCCUUGAGGAAGAGACAGGGAAUGCUUGGCCCCGUGUGAUGCUCGGGGAGGGAGUGGUGGUGGCGGGGGCUGGCGGGGCGCCCCUCCACCGCCCCCGAUCAGCUGACAACCUCUCACGCCUCACCGCCGCCUCCUCCAUCCCCGCCCUUGAUGACCUGGCCGAGUCUGAGGUGUUCGUGGGGGAUGAGGAUGAUGAGGUGGACGGUGGGGAGGCCUACCUACGACCUCCUCUGCCCCCAAUAGACCCUGGCCUCCCUGGGGAAGACACGCCCCCUGACCUGCUAUCCCCUCCGUGCCCACCCUCAUCCACCAGUCUGGUGAUCGCCUACCACGAGGAAGCACUGCGGCUGCCUCUUGACGCCGUGAAGGAAGAGGUGGAAGCUGAGGCACUCGAAGAAGCCAGCAUGAUCCUUUCCAGCGGCCCUGCCUCCCUGGGCCACGCCUCCCUCGGCCCCUGCUCACUCACGUCCUCCAUGGUGUCGUCUGCCUCGCUGGAGGACAGCACCCUCUCCUCCCGCACUGACACCUUCGACACAGUGAUAGCAGCAAUCCCUGACCUCUCCCCCUCCACUCCAAACGCCCCCAUCUCCACCUCUCCCCCGCCACGCUCCGCACCGCGUCCUGGGAACAAAGAUGCCGCUCGGGUGGCCGGCACCUCCUCGGCCCGCACCUCCCCCACCUCCCCCCGGGGCUCCUCUGGCCGCAGCUCUCCUAGAACCUCCACCGACUCACCCAGCACCCCUGAAAAGCGGCGAGGGGCCUCCCGGAGCGAAGGCGGCAGCAACACCAGCAGCCGGGGCAGCACCCCCCGGGGCACCCCGCGUGUGGCUUCAUCCCGGGGCGACGACAAGAAAACGCCCCGAGGCACUGCACGGGCCACCGCGGGCACCAGGCCCUGUGCCCGUGCCCAGGAUGGUCGACGGGACACUCACACCCACGCCCACACCCGCACCAAGACCGAGGAGGGCCGCGGCACCACCCUCACCCGCAAAAAAAAGGUUGACCCCGAUAGCCGGCCCGGCACCACUCUGGGCCGCAAGAAGGAGGCGUCGGCGGCGGUGCCGGCGGACAAGUACGGCAGCUUGGGACGGCGGCGGCGAGUGAAGGACACGGCUGAGGCCAAAGACGGGGGCAAGGAUGGCGGGACUCUGACCCGGGACAGCAAGCAGACGCUGGACAUGUACGCCACCCUGCCCCGCCGCCGUGCCAAGGAGGUCAGCGCCCGCUGGAAGGAGCAGAUGGCGGCCGAGGACGAGGCGUCGCGACCUUCCCUGAGACGCACCAAAUCUGUCGGCAAGAGUGAGGGAGCAGCAAGCAGUGCCACAGCAAAGGGCCGCUCCUCCCUCAUGACCACCAGCCUCCCUGCAUCGGCCCUGCGGCCCCGCAGUCCCCGCACCAACCCCCCUGCUAAGUCCACCUCCACCUCAACCUCCAACCUGGCGACUCGCAAGGAGAAGACCAUCAUCUGCAUGGAGGCGGCCACGCAGACGGCUCUGACAAGCGGGGACGUGGCCUCUGCCCUCAGAGCAAUGUCCCGCCAGAACUCCCUCGGUGCUGAGGAGGACGAAGAAGUGCCAGAGGUCACCAGGCCCCAUGCUGUUAUUGUACGGGAGGAGUCCACACCAGAGGAACUACCGCCCAGCAGGAGUGUGGAGGUUCAGGUGGAGUUAGCCUGGAGGCUUGGUGAAGGGGACCUGCCGGAGCAUGUGCGGCGUCUCACUGAGGAACACACGCGGCUGCAGAAUGAACACUCCAGGGCAAGGGUGCGCCUGGAGGAGAUGGAGGGCCUGAGGGAUGAGCUGCAGAAGCUGAAGGUCUUACAGGAGGAGAAAGCAGAGAAGGAGGAAGUGCAAGGGGAGCUCGACAGGACGUCCCAGAGAGUCAAGGAUAUGCUGGUUUCCAUGGAAGGAGUGGAGCAUGAGUUUAACAGCCGAGGGGACAGCCUUCUGGAGCUUGAGUCUCAGCUCCACCAGUCAGCCGACAUACACAUACAGAUGCAGGAGAGACUUAACAGAUUCGAGGAGUGCAACUUGAAGAUUAAAAGGGACCUGGACAAGAGUGUGGCAGCUCAGAAGACUCUCCUCCAACAAGUGCAGGACCUAGAAAAUGAGAGCAGAGAGAUGGCAGACUUCAUGGCGGAGGAGAAGAAUGCCUUGGCUGAGUGUCUGAGGGAAGCAGAGUCUGAGUUGAAGAAGUUCAAGUCAGAAUGUAAUCAGCUAAACACCAAACUCAAGGAGAAGGAGGAUGAAGUGAGACACUUGACGAGGGUGGCAGAGGACAGAAGAAACAAGUACAUGCAGCUUCAGUCUGAGAUGAGCUCCAUUCAGUGCCGCACCCGAGACAUGAUGGUGUGCCAGGGUGCCGAAGUGUCUGGCGCUGCUGUGUCGCUCAACAAUGUCUCCUCUCGUCUCCGUGCUCUCAUUGCGAAGCUGGUCCAGGAUUACACCAUUACUGACGCUGACCUUGAGAUGAUUGUGACGCCAAGUGAAAGUGACAGCAGUGCCUCAUCCACCAAUGGCACUCCAGAGCACAAGCCUCCUGGCAUCAAGGUGGCCACGCGGCGCACUCCUUCACCCCGUAAGACAGCCUCCUUCAUGACAGCCCUGCUCAGUGCCAUGCGAAUGGGACCCACCCGGUCCAGGAUGGGAGACAUUGGGGGUGCCAUAUCCAGCUUGACCAAUGGGAGCAGUAAGGAGCAGAUGACAGAAGGCCGUAACUCUCCUGAGGGGUCAGAAAGUAACGAGUUGGUGGAGGGCGGCAGUGCCUCUUCCACCCUAACAGACCAGGUGACGGAGAUGGAUGUCCUCCUCACCCGCUUCCUCAAGGUCUGCUGUGUCCUCAAGAAUGAAUCUGACUUGCAGUUGGCAGAGACUGAGGAUGAGAAUGAUCGUCUGAGCAACCAGCUACGGUCACAGCAGCAGGUGAUUGAGCAGCAGCACUCAGACUACGAGGUGCUGGCCUGCUCUGAAGCUCGGGCAAGGAAGGAGUUGGCUGCAGUGACGCAUGACCUGGAGGUGGCCAACAAGAAUCUCACCAAGUACUUUGAGGCUGAGUAUGAUCACCAGGUCAUGAAACUCCAGAAUGAAGUGGAGAAGCUUGGUGGCAAUGUGAGGCACCUGGAGGCACUCAAUGAGGAGAAGGAAAGGCAGCUGGAGGAAGCUCUCUCUCGCCUCUCUGCUGCCCAGGAGUCUGCUCCAGCCAACCAUGUCUCGGAGGCAAGUCACUACAGGGAGGUGUCCUGUCUCAGUGACAAGGUCACUUCGCUGCGUCAGAGUGUUAUGGAGCGAGAAAAGCAAAUCAUUGAGUUGAAUGACCGUCAUGCCAAGGACCUGGCCGGCCUGAGGGAGGCACAGGGGCAGACCCAGUACACGUCUAUGCAACUCACCUCCACUGUGGAAACUGUAUUGAAGACUCUGGAGGGGAUCCCAGACGUUGUGUCCAGCUGCCCAUCCCUCAAGCAGCUCUUCAACACACUGGCUGCCAACGAGAAGUCCACACAGCAGCAGCAGCAGAAUGGGAACAUUAAUACUCAGAAUGGCUUUACUAACAACACAGUCAACAACAAGGACCUUAAUGCCAACCCACAGUCCAUUAUCAGCCCUACCGUCAACAAUAAGAUGCUAAUCACCAACCAGUCUGCAGAAACCCACCUCUGAAUGACUUGCAGAGGAUGGGCUAAGUAGAGUAUGAGUGUGUGCAUGUGUGUGUGGGUGUGUCUGUGUGUUUAUUUUAUUCCUUAUCGAACUGUAGCAAUGCCAAGCAUGUAUUAUAAGUGAACGAUAACUUUGAGGCCAUAAAUAGUUUCUCAUUACAAGCAAAUUAACAUCACUGAGAAAACUUUCAUAUCAUUACUGCCUUAAAAUUAUGACCUCAGCUGGCAUUGACAGUUUUGGUGAGUGAACACAGUCUCUUUAUCCCUCCUCCUUUUAUGUUGGUACAGAUUAUGACGGAAAGUCAUAUGUUCACACUUGAAGCAACCUGGUGUGUUCUUAGGUGAUCCUCAAGUCAUAGUUUGCUUACAUAAAUGAGAACUUGAUCAAGGACUAUCCAUGAAUUCCUAGUUCUGCUUCAAUCACCCAGCAUCCAAAGGUUUCAACCAAUAGAUACUCUCCACAGCAAGGCUUCCCAUGUCCACAGUAACUGGUCUAGUGAUAGUCUUUGCUCUGUAACACCAAAGCUCCCUUUUUUUUUUUUUUUUUUUUUUUUUUUUUUCCUGUAGUAACUUAUAUAGUACCUUAUAACCUUAUAGAUGUGUAUAUAUGAGUACACAUUAUGAAGGGCUAUGUCUGUAGGCCCUGACUGAUCCUCACAAGAGAUGAGCGAUGCCUUAAUGGAUGUAUAUUUAAAUGCAGUGCUCCAUCAUUUUAGGUAAUUCCAUAUAUAAUUAAAUGUAUUACUCUCCAUCAGUAUUGCUUGAUAAUUUUGGAACCUGGCUGUCCUUUAAGCUAUGGAUUCUCAUAUGCUCAAGGUUUUUAGUGUUAAUGCACUGAGCUUUGUGAUCAGAAAUAAUCAAACACUAGACAAGCAACAUGUAAUGGUUUAGAAUGAUAUACAGUAGUGGUCAUAUAUUGUCAACCAUAUAAGUGCUCCUUCAACUAUUUAUUAUACUGGCUUAAAGACAAAAUAUAUGUGUACCAGAGCACUUAGCUGUAGUGUGUCCUAUGUACCCUUAGCACGCCUGCCAUCCAGACCUCCACAGAACAAGUGUACGCGUUCAUUGCUUGUGUUGUUGUGCAAGACGUUUCCAAGCAAGCGUUACAUGCUACCCAAAUAUCCACACAAGUAUACACAUGACAUGCUAAGCUGGGAUUUGCAUGACCCCUAAGGCCAGGCAUACACACCUACAAUACCCAACCACUGUGAUGGAGCAGAAAGCCUUAAUGACUGUUUUCUUUGACAUGAAUUUGAUCGUGACAAAAUUAUCAUUAUUCCAAAUUUUUUAACAUCAAAUUCUUUCGUUACGUCCUCUUUUUUUCAUAUUUUAUUUAAUUUACUCAGAUUUCGUUCUGAUAAAUUUCAUAAUUGAAUUCAGACACAUGGAUGAAUUGGAGCAAAAUUGAGCUGCUGGCUGGGAUUAACUAACAUAUUUCCAAAAGAUGAUACCAUAAGUGUGUUUUGAGUCCCCAGGUGGUCCCAUGUAUGGCAGGACUGUACUGAACUGAGGCUUGGGGGAGUGAGGAACAUUACUUAGGGUGAAGCCACAUUCUUGGUGGGCUCAGUAUUCUCCUCUGAUCCCUCUCUAAGACUACUACUCUCUUACUGGUCACAAAAUAAGAGAUAAAUGAAACUGAAUUGUGACAGUACAGUUUAUACAUCAAAAAUACUGUUAGUAUGAUCCACAUAUAUUUUGGAAAUUUACUUGACUGACUGUCCUUUGUAUAUAACUUCAUUUUUCAAACUAUUUAAGUUAUACAUAGAUGAUACAGUAACUAUCAGCUGUAAUAUUGUUCCAGUUCAUCCAGAGCUUUUAGUGUAAAUAAAAAGUUUCACCUUUAGGUUCGACCAAAACCCUUCUCAGUUAGGUUAGUCAUAAUGAUCUCGAUUUGGUUUAUAAACUCAGUAGCAUCAUAUUUUGUACUUAGCUUUAUAUUAAAAAACAAACAAAA